AGAAGAUAUUAGGCACUUUGCACUGUUCCUGACAACUGCUCUUCUUUCCUGCACUCCUAAAACCUCUGAUUUGUGCUCUCUGCUUUCUUGUUGCCAUGGAGAAGGUCCAACACAUAACCCGCUCUGCUCUAAGGAGAGCCUCAACUAUUGAGGUCAACCCACAAGCACGCCAAAGGCUCCAAGAGCUCUUUGUGAAUUUCUGCCUGAUUUUAAUUUGCCUCUUGCUGAUCUGUAUCAUUGUGAUGCUUCUCUGAAGUUCCAGCACUCCUCUGCACUGUCCUCUAGAAAAAUCACCCCAGGGGGAAGAGAGACGUACACCUGCAACUCCCAGCGCAAGGAUCCUCAUGUGACAGGGGCCAGCACUCGGACUAGAGUGUGUGCCAGCCAGUGCCCUGUUACCUUACUACCUGCUACAUGUAUUAAAAACACGUCUUCUGUGCAGAACAGUGUUUAGAGCCUGUAGUUACAAAGCUGUGCAUGACCCAGUUUGUCGGUCUCAAUCAAGAGAUAUCUUUAAAUGGGGUAAAGUACUGGUAAAUCAGAUUAUCUGCCCCCAACAGUAACAGCCAUCAGUUGGUAAGUUCCUCAAUCUUUUAGUCAGAUAAACAGCAACUUCACUUUUUGGGGGCCUGAGUGUUUUUAGGUUUCUCUGAAAAUCCUUAUGCCCUUAGAGGGGUUCCAAAUUUGGACCACAUCUGCCCAAAGAAGAGCUUACAGGUACACAGCCAUCAACACAUCUUAAGAAAAUUUCUGCUCUGUUUAAUUCAAGGUGCUGCAUCUCUGCAUUAUCAACUGAAGGCAUUUAAAUUGCUUUAGUGGUUUUUAAGGGAACGUGGGAAUAAACAAAAAAUCUCUUCUAACCCAGAAAUGAAAACUAUUUCAUAUG
Manacus vitellinus (golden-collared manakin) is the source of this 886-nucleotide messenger RNA. RefSeq names its product phospholamban (gene PLN). The record is from RefSeq and is a predicted model, not a curated record. Gene Ontology annotation, molecular function: ATPase inhibitor activity. Gene Ontology annotation, biological process: negative regulation of calcium ion import into sarcoplasmic reticulum; negative regulation of ATPase-coupled calcium transmembrane transporter activity; negative regulation of heart rate. Gene Ontology annotation, cellular component: sarcoplasmic reticulum; membrane. NCBI's taxonomy places the organism in Eukaryota, Metazoa, Chordata, Aves, Passeriformes, Pipridae. The coding region runs from base 96 to 254 and encodes 52 amino acids. The transcript has a single exon.